CGGAGCAGCCGCGAUGGACGCCCCAGGCACGGCGGCGGAGCGGCGGCGGCCGCGGCGGCGGCAGGGGCAGCUGCUGCGAGGGCAGCGCUGCGCGCUGUGCGCGCUGUGCGCGCUGGCCCUGCUGCUGGCCAGCUGCGCGGCCGGCCGCGGCGGUUACGAUGCCCUGAGCUAUUCUGUGGGAAAUGGUGACAAGUGGAGUGGGCGACAACUCCUGCAAGCACGUGAGAAGAACGUGACUGACUUUCCAGAGGAUGGAGGGCAGCUCUACAUCAGAAACUGCACUGAACCAGCUCUCCAUGAAUUCCCCAAUGACAUCUUCACGAAUGAGGACAGGAGACAUGGAGCUGUCGUCCUGCACAUCCUCUGUGCUGUGUACAUGUUCUACGCAUUGGCAAUUGUCUGCGAUGACUUCUUCGUCCCUUCACUGGAAAAGAUCUGUGAACGCUUGCAUCUCAGCGAAGAUGUGGCUGGGGCAACUUUCAUGGCAGCAGGAAGCUCUGCUCCCGAGCUGUUCACAUCUGUCAUAGGUGUUUUUAUCACAAAAGGAGACGUAGGCGUUGGAACCAUUGUGGGCUCGGCUGUAUUCAACAUCCUCUGUAUUAUUGGGAUGUGUGGGCUUUUUGCAGGACAGGUUGUUGCACUGUCGUCAUGGAGUCUCUUGAGAGAUUCAAUCUACUACACGCUCUCUGUUGUUGCACUCAUUGUGUUUAUUUAUGAUGAAAGAGUUUCCUGGUGGGAGUCCUUAGUCUUAGUGCUGAUGUAUGUCAUCUACAUCUUUAUAAUGAAGUACAACUCAACCAUACAUCACUUCUUUGAGAGGAAGACAAAAAGCCCUGCAAAUAUGGUUAAUGGUUUAGCAAGUAACACAGAAAUGGAUGACAACAGCAACUGUGAUGCCACAGUGGUGUUACUAAAGAAAGGAAAUUUCCACCGUAAAGCCUCUGUGAUCAUGGUUGAUGAGCUGCUCUCUGCCUACCCACACCAGCUUUCAUUUUCCGAGGCUGGGCUCCGGAUCAUGAUAACCAGCCAUUUCCCUCCCAAAACACGUCUCUCCAUGGCCAGCCGCAUGUUAAUCAAUGAGAGACAGAGGCUGAUCAACAGCAGGACUUACACCAACGGUGAGUCAGAAGUAGCAAUCAAAAUACCCAUCAAGCACGUGGUGGAGAAUGGAACAGGCCCCAGCAAUUCUGCUGAGCGUGGUGUGAGCGGCACACAGCGGGAUGAGGACGUGGCUGAGGCUAGGAAUGAGAAUGAGAAUGAGGAUAACAAGAACAAUGAAAACGAUGAGGAAGAAGAAGAUGAUGAUGAUGAUGAUGACGAUGACCAUGAAGGGCCAUACACACCUUUUGACCUACCCACUGGCAAGAUAGAAAUGUUGAAGUGGGUCUUCACAUGGCCCUUGAAUUUUGUCCUGUACUUCACAGUGCCCAAUUGUAACAAACCCCACUUGGAAAAAUGGUUCAUGGUCACCUUUGCUUCUUCUACCCUGUGGAUUGCAGCUUUUUCUUACAUGAUGGUGUGGAUGGUGACAAUCAUUGGGUACACUCUGGGAAUUCCAGACGUAAUCAUGGGCAUCACUUUCUUGGCAGCAGGAACCAGCGUGCCAGACUGCAUGGCCAGCCUUAUUGUGGCCAGGCAAGGUAUGGGGGAUAUGGCCGUGUCCAACUCCAUCGGAAGCAAUGUUUUUGAUAUUUUAAUCGGCCUAGGCCUUCCAUGGGCUUUGCAGACCCUAGCAGUGAAUUAUGGAUCAUACAUUCGGUUAAACAGCAGAGGACUUAUAUAUUCUGUUGGUCUCUUGCUGGCAUCAGUUUUUGUCACAGAGAUCAAGGCAUACAGUGGAGUCUUCUAAGGGAAGAUGUCAUCUUUGACAAUGAGAACCUGUUGUGUGGAUAAAAGAGGAAGUUUCUUUAAGCUCAUUGACACAAUUGCCUCAGAAAUCGGAGAACUGAAACAGGAGAUGGUACAGACAGAUCUCACAGUGGAAGAUGAAUGUGCUGAUUGGCGAAGUCUAAUAGUGGAUAUGGAUAAUGUCUCGCCUGAGAAAAAUGACGUAAAAUGCUGCCCCCGGGACUCUGGAUAUGACAGCCUAUCCAACAAGCUAAGCAUAUUGGACAAACUCCUCCAUACUCACCCUGUGUGGCUGCAGCUUGGUCUGAAUGAUGCUGAAGCCAUGGAAAUUUUGCAGACACAGCCUCCUGGGAUAUUUCUGGUUAGGAAAUCUGCAACACUGCAGAAGAAAGUUAUCUCUCUGCGUCUGUCCAGUGAUUCUGGGUCCUGCCUGAAAGAAUUUGCCAUAAAAGAAAGUACAUACACAUUUUCCUUGGAGGGGUCUGGAAUAAGUUUUGCUGAUUUGUUCAGACUCAUUGCUUUCUACUGUAUAAGCAGAGAUGUCCUUCCAUUCACACUGAAGUUGCCUCAUGCAAUUGCUGCAGCAAAGACAGAAGGUGAACUUGAAGAGGUUGCUCAGCUUGGACUGAACUUUUGGAGCUCCCUGGCUAGCAGCAAACCCCCAGAUCCUUCACUUCCCUGUAGGCCUGUGCCUUUGGACAGUGCUCACAAAGACUCACGCCAGCUCUGCCUUAUAAAUGGAGUGCAUUCUAUACAAACCAGAACGCCUUCAGAGUUGGAGUGCAGCCAGACCAACGGAGCGCUGUGUUUCAUUAAUCCUCUCUUCUUAAAAGUGCACAGCCAGGAUGUCAGUGGAAGUCUGAAAAGGCAGACCCUGAGAACUCCAGACGUGAAUGGCAGAGCGAGGCCUUGCUCCCCUCCGCCCCGGCCACCACCUCCUGCUAUUAAUAGCACCCUCAUGAGCCCACAGAUUUCCAGGACUAUAAAGCAGACGAGCAUGCCAGAAACAGUCAGCCAUAAGAAGGAGAGGGGCUUGGAUUUGCUGCAGAACAAGCCCACCCCGAUUCCGCCUCCUCGGCUGAAGAAGCAGGCUGUGUGCCCCGAGGCAGACAGUGCCUCCAGGAGUGUGGCAACAGUUCGGCCUGACUCUGCGUGUGUGCCGGAGGCAGCUGCGGUUCCACAUGAAACCCUGCCCGAGCCGGCUCCAGCAGCUCCCAAAAAGACGCCGGCUGCCAUCUCUGAGUCACACAUCCCGUGGAAUAGAGGCCAGCAGAGACUGAGCGACAUGAGCAUUUCCACCUCCUCAUCUGACUCUCUGGACUUCGAUCGGAGCAUGCCGCUCUUUGGCUAUGAGGGGGACACCAACAGCAGCCUGGAGGAUUUUGAGGGGGAAAGUGACCAGGAGAGCAUGGCACCCCCUUUGAAGCCCAAGAAAAAAAGAAGUAGUUCGUUUGUUCUCCCCAAGAUUGUGAAAUCUCAGCUACGGAAAGUCAGUGGAGUUUUCAGUUCUUUCAUGACCCCUGAGAAGAGGAUGAUUAAGAAAAUUGCAGAGAUGUCACGGGACAAACGCACCUAUUUUGGAUGCUUAGUACAGGACUAUGUCAGUUUUCUCCAAGAAAACAAGGAGUGCCAUGUUUCGAGCACUGAUAUGCUGCAAACAAUUCGUCAGUUCAUGACCCAAGUCAAGAACUACUUGUCCCAGAGCUCUGAACUUGAUCCCCCAAUCGAAUCACUGAUUCCUGAAGACCAAAUAGAUGUUGUGCUGGAGAAGGCCAUGCAUAAGUGCAUUCUGAAGCCGUUGAAGGGUCACAUUGAAGCGAUGUUGAAAGAGUUUCAUACCACAGAUGGUUCCUGGAAACAACUGAAGGAAAACCUGCAGCUGGUGCGGCAGAGGAAUCCUCAGGAACUGGGCGUGUUUGUUCCAACACCAGACUUUGUGGACCUUGAAAAGAUUAAAGUCAAGUUCAUGACUAUGCGGAAGAUGUAUUCACCUGAAAAGAAAGUCAUGCUGUUGCUGAGAGUUUGCAAAUUGAUAUACACUGUUAUGGAGAAUAACUCAGGGAGGCUGUAUGGAGCUGAUGACUUCUUGCCUGUGUUGACAUAUGUGCUAGCCCAAUGUGAUAUGCUGGAGCUGGAUACCGAAAUCGAAUAUAUGAUGGAGUUGUUGGAUCCAUCCUUGCUGCAUGGAGAAGGAGGCUAUUACUUGACAAGCGCUUAUGGAGCACUUUCACUGAUCAAGAACUUCCAGGAAGAACAAGCUGCCCAGCUGCUCAGUUCAGAGGCCAGAGAUACUCUCCGGCAGUGGCACAAGAGGAGGACAACAAACAGGACAAUACCUUCAGUUGAUGAUUUUCAGAACUACCUUCGUGUUGCAUUCCAGGAAGUUACCAGCGGCUGUACAGGAAAGACUUUGCUAGUACGGCCAUAUAUCACUACUGAAGAUGUAUGUCAGCUUUGUGCUGAGAAGUUUAAAGUGGCAAAUCCAGAAGAAUACAGGCUGUUUCUUUUUGUUGAUGACACCUGGCAACAACUGACAGAGGAUACCUACCCUCAGAAGAUCAAGGCUGAAUUGCACAGCCGUCCGCAGCCCCAGGUCUUUCACUUUGUCUACAAGCGUGUUAACAGUGACCCAUAUGGGGCAAUUCUUCAGAACAGCAAUAAUUCAGCUGCUUAAAACCAGCAGCCUGUCAUUUUUAUAUAUCUGUUCCUUGGUAAUUGUUACAAACAUCUUUGUUGGCUGCCUUCCUUAGGAGCUAAAACAUGUUAAACCGUAAGUGCCUGGCAAAAUAUGUGCUGACAUUUCUGGUACUGCUUACAGGAUCCAGGGGCACUGUGCACGUGGCCAGUUAUGCAGAAUAUAUCCACCAGCAUGUCUGAGGAGACAACCUAUGAGGUUGCAUUUCUUGUACCAUGGACUAUUUUUUAGCAUAUUCUACUGCAGCCUUUCACAGGUCUUGGCUGUAGUGUGCAAAAUACGAUUUUCUUCCACUCCUUGUUUCCCCAGCUGUCAUUUGCAUUUGAAUCUGUGCAUCUGUGAACUGGGCGGGGUGAGUUCAGUUUCACCAGCAGGAGUUUGACAAGACUCUCCGAUGCAGGGCAUCAGUUCACUCAGCAUUACCUGGAUGGUUGCAUCCUUGUCUAAUAUUUUUGAUUACAGAAAAUCAUCAUGUUUAUAUAUAUAUAUAUAUAUAUAUAUAGAUAUAGAUAUUUUAUAGCAGUUGCAGGUAAACUGUCAGGCUGGUUUUUGAAAUAUUUUUUUAACUAAAAUGUUCUAUAAUUAUGCAUGUGAUUUUUAACAUUUAAUACACAAGAAUAAAUCUCUUGCUGGUUUUAGAGUCUUGCA
Taeniopygia guttata (zebra finch) is the source of this 5191-nucleotide messenger RNA. The record is from RefSeq and is a predicted model, not a curated record. Lineage: Eukaryota; Metazoa; Chordata; Aves; Passeriformes; Estrildidae.